This is a messenger RNA of Auanema sp. JU1783, 507 nucleotides long. The record is from the annotation of a GenBank genome assembly. Lineage: Eukaryota; Metazoa; Nematoda; Chromadorea; Rhabditida; Rhabditidae.
UUGUUGAAGAAAGGAAAACCAUGUCAGAACGUGACUCUCUUCUGUGGUGCCGGGUGCGCUUGCAGCGUGGAAGCAUGUGGCCUGUUUGCUGCUUUGCCGGAGACCCAGAAGGAUUUCCGCACCUCAUCGGUGACCAUCGUUUAUGGUCUCGAGCGGAUGAAAUAUGUCAUCCAUCAGGAGAUAGCUCAUAUUUGCUGGCUCUAUACUUCUCUUGAUAAGGAGAGUAUUAUGAUUAUCAACAAUGGGCCUAUGGAGGCCGAUUCUUUCAUAGAGCGCACUAAAGAGCUACACCGGUUAUUCCGGAAGCUCGCACACGUAAACGAUAAUCAUGACAUUAAGGCAGCUCUCGCGGCAUGGAAACUACCUACUGACUCGUUGGAGUUACGGAGCUUCGUGAAAGGAUUUUUUGAUCAUAUUCAAUAUGAAACAAAGAAAGAAUUGCUCAAAAGGGAAGACCAUAUGGACCAGCUGAAAGUAUUUUCAGCUUACCUGGAAGGGGAGCGAUAA